Molecule: messenger RNA, 1308 nt
Organism: Aspergillus udagawae
Lineage: Eukaryota; Fungi; Ascomycota; Eurotiomycetes; Eurotiales; Aspergillaceae
Gene: hasC
Product: O-methyltransferase hasC
Exons: 2
Coding region: 1-1308 (435 amino acids)
Molecular function (GO): O-methyltransferase activity
Source: RefSeq, a predicted model, not a curated record
AUGGAGAACGAACUUGAUCAUUUGAACUGGAACAUCAAGCAUGCAUUGUCGCAGCUUGAAGGUCCUCUGUCGCAGGAGCUCAAUUCCUGCCUUGAAGUGUCUCCAACUUCGCUGGAUUCUUCAAGCUCCGUUUACCAGAAACUUUUAGACACAGUGCAGGUGUUGGACAAGCUUCUCCUCACCCUGACUCCGCCCCAUAUGACGUUGGUAGAUGGGGUUUUUGCCUUUACCAACAGCAAGGUCCUGCUGUGUGCGUCCGAAUAUGCACUGGCCGAUCACGUCGAGAAGCUCCAACCUUGCAGCAUUUCGGAGCUAGCCAAAGCCACCGGAUUGCAUGAACAAGGCCUAUUUCAGAUAGUCCGGUAUCUUCGUGAGAUGGGGUACUUCUCGCAGGACCCCAAGACCGGUCUGCUGUCCAACAACCGUCUCUCCAAUCUUCUCCGCAAAGACCACUGGGCCACCUGGAUUAAUUGGGUUGACUUUUUCCCUCGCGAAUACUAUGAUCUCCUCUCGCGUCUCCCUGACCAGUUGAAGACUGAUCAGCCGAAAACUGCAACAGAGCUUUUCUACAACACCGACAAGCCUAUCUACCAGUAUCUGGCCGAAACCGGCAGAGCUGCUGGCUUCCACAAAAUCACCGGUACUGGUAGUGUCGUUGAGGCUCCUGGGCUGCUUGCCGACUACCCAUGGGACGAAGUGAGGUCAGAGACUGUGGUAGACAUCGGGGCUGGAGUGGGAGAUUUUAUCCGGUCUUAUCUGGAGAAGUUCCCCGACGCCACGGCCGCUGCAUUCGAGCUUCCUUCGACUGCAGAGAUCCUCAAGCAGCGAUUCCCCGCCGAUGAUCCUCUGACCAGUAGAAUCGUCUCGAUCACCGGAGGAGACUUCUUCCAGGACUCGAUUCCCGAAUCCUCGGUCUACCUCCUUCGGUGGAUCUUGCAUAACUGGGGCGACGAGGAUUGUAUCAAGCUGCUUCGGCGGAUCCGGGAGACCAUGACCAUCAAACCGGGAGUAAGCCGGGUUUUGAUUGUUGAAUCGGUCCUGUUUGAGGGGCGUUUGGGACGCGGAGCCCGGUACGCAGAUAUUCGCAUGCUGGCGAGGUGCAGAAACAAGGAGCGGACGCUGGAGGAGUACCGAAAGCUGGCGGAGGAGGCUGGAUGGCGGCUGAACCGGGUGGUCUCCCCUCGUGGAUGUCUCACUCAGAUCAUGGAGCUGCGUCCAGUGGGUGCAUGUGCGGUGUCACCGCAGACGAAUGGCAAUGGCAAUAGCAAUGGUGUAGGAGGAUUGGAAUGGGAGUCGGAGUUGAUGUAG